Oncorhynchus gorbuscha (pink salmon) is the source of this 1787-nucleotide messenger RNA. RefSeq names its product serine/threonine-protein kinase/endoribonuclease IRE1-like. Gene Ontology annotation, molecular function: protein serine/threonine kinase activity; RNA endonuclease activity; ATP binding. Lineage: Eukaryota; Metazoa; Chordata; Actinopteri; Salmoniformes; Salmonidae. Gene Ontology annotation, cellular component: IRE1-TRAF2-ASK1 complex. The transcript is spliced from 6 exons. Gene Ontology annotation, biological process: protein phosphorylation; intrinsic apoptotic signaling pathway in response to endoplasmic reticulum stress; IRE1-mediated unfolded protein response. The record is from RefSeq and is a predicted model, not a curated record. Bases 10 to 1371 code for a protein of 453 amino acids.
ACACCUGACAUGACUGAGAAGCCAGAUCUUGAUGCUUCAUCAAUUCCAGUUGAAGAAUCUGGUGUACAUGGGGAAAAUUCCAGUGUUAAACCAUUUCCCUCCACCACCGACGAAUUGAAACCCCGGAAAUGGCACAAAGUUAGUGAGCGGUGGAGGCCUCAGUUGGAGGAACUCAGCAACAUAGAUGUAGGCAAGGUUUACAGAUUGGGAAAUCUCAAUCUUGUCGUCCAUCCGGAUUUCCAAAUAGCCAAAGGAAGUGAUGGAACUGAAGUCUUUCUGGGCUUGAAGGAUGAUGUUACUGAGGUAGCCGUGAAGAGAAUGCUCAAGUCAAACUAUCAAGAUCUGAAGAGAGAAGAGGGUUUUUUAAGACUACCUCAGCUGGAUAGUCCCUGCAUUGUGAGAUAUGUGGACUUUGCAGAGGACGAGCACUUCGGUUACCUUGUUCUUCAGCUCUGUGAAUACACCCUUGAUGAAUACAUCAAAGACCACCUACCAGAGGACAAAACCCCUGUCCUGAAGAAAAUAGUGCACGAGGUGCUCUGCAGUCUAAGCGUUCUGCAUAGUCUAAACACAAAAAUUCUGCACCGGGAUAUAAAACCCCAGAAUGUUUUAAUAGAUGUUACAGGCAGAGCGAGAUUAGCCGAUUUCGGUAUAAGUCGACAAUUGAACAUGGGACAAACAACUCUACAUACAAUCAGUGCAGGAACAAAAUGUUGGAAGGCCAGAGAAACUUUAGAUGAAGACAGUGGGAUCGGAUAUAAGAGGAGCACCGAUAUUCAGGUGGCCGGGAUGUUAAUGUAUUACAUCAUCUCUGGUGGACAUCAUCCAUUUGGCAAAGGCAUCCAUUGUGAAGUUAACAUUUUUCAAGGGAAGUACACACUGGAACAUGUUGAGGAUGAAGUGGCCAAGGACCUCAUUGAGUGGAUGAUCAAUGAAGACCCAGAGAAGAGACCUACAGUGGAGGACACACUGGCCCACCCAUACUUCUGGCCAGAGGAGAGGAGAGUGGAGUACUUACGAAAAAUUGGUAACGAGAAGGAAGCAGAGAACUGUCGCAAAGCAGACCCAGGACUCCUUCAUGCUUUGGACCAGUGUGCUGAGGCGAGGUCGUUUACAAAGUGGAAGUCCAAGAUACCGCCUGAGUUGAUGAACAAGUUGGAUGGUAAAAAGAAGGCCUACCCAGACAACACAUUGGGUUUGUUGCGCUUCAUACGCAACCUUCAUGAGCACUACAUUGAGGAUGCGGAUUCUGUUGACAUAUUGACAAUGUUCCCUGAUCUCUUUGGAUGCGUCUACAAGUUUGCGAAGAAAAAGGAGUGGAAUUCAAGAAGUAGUCUGAAGAAAUGGUUUCACAGAGAAGAUGUAAGAUAAUGAUUCUGACAUUUGGAAGAUUAAACACUGACUAACUUCUGAAAUGUUGUCUUGACUUUUCUGUUGACAUUAAAUGACUCACUAGUGUAAAAGUGUUAGAUGAAUGUUCUUUAGAGGAAAUCAAGAGGCUAUGCAGCCCUCUGCCUCCAUUUACCUACUUGGUGUUUUGACCAUUUUCUUACAUCAUUAUAACAGUACUUAUCUCAUAAGCUAACAUGAAAUAUAUACAAUAGUUUUUAUUAGAAUGUGAAAUGUAACGAUACUUCGUAAUGUUAUUCAAUUUGCCUCAGUUUAUUCAUGGUUUGUUUACUGUAUGUAUAAUAGCAAUGACACAUACUGUACAUACAUACAACUUCUCUGUUGAAAAGUAUUGAAACGAGAUGAAUCUAUUAAUAAAGUGUAAAAUCUGAAUAGUA